Messenger RNA from Raphanus sativus (radish), 2620 nucleotides. RefSeq names its product protein IMPAIRED IN BABA-INDUCED STERILITY 1. The record is from RefSeq and is a predicted model, not a curated record. Gene Ontology annotation, biological process: protein phosphorylation; positive regulation of transcription elongation by RNA polymerase II. Gene Ontology annotation, cellular component: cyclin-dependent protein kinase holoenzyme complex; nucleus. Lineage: Eukaryota; Viridiplantae; Streptophyta; Magnoliopsida; Brassicales; Brassicaceae. Bases 189 to 2333 code for a protein of 714 amino acids. Gene Ontology annotation, molecular function: ATP binding; RNA polymerase II CTD heptapeptide repeat kinase activity; cyclin-dependent protein serine/threonine kinase activity. The transcript is spliced from 8 exons.
CUGUCAUCUUCCGUAAUACGCCAAAAACAUUCUCUCUUCUUCCUUCUCAUUAUAAAAAUACGAAACCUCAACAGAUUCACUACUCUCAGGAGAUUCACUCGAACCCGGAUCCCAUCACGGAAGAGGAGAGAGAGACUUAUCUGAUGUGGCGGGGAUUGGUUAAUUCGAAAUUCCGUUAGAGAAAAAAAAUGGGAUGCGUUAACUCGAAGCAGACGGUCUCCGUGACGCCUGCGAUCGACCACUCGGGCGCCUUCAAGGAGAGCGAGAACGAGUGCUCCGGAUCGGGCCGGGUCGUGGUCGAGGAGGAUCCGCCUCGUCCGAUCCUCAAGAAGCUGGCGUCGUGGAGGAGCAGGAGCUGGAAGAGGAGGAGCCUGAAGAGCGAGGUGGGGAGCGAGCUGAGCGAGUCGGGGCGUGGUAGCGACUCGCUGAGUUUCCGUCUCGGUAGUAUCAGCAGAUACAUUGAAGCCGAGCAGGUCGCUGCCGGAUGGCCUGCGUGGCUGAGCAACGUCGCUGGUGAGGCUAUCCAUGGUUGGGUCCCACUCCGAUCUGAUGCUUUCGAAAAGCUCGAGAAGAUUGGACAAGGUACUUAUAGUAGUGUGUUCCGUGCGGUAGAGACUGAGACUGGGAGGAUUGUAGCAUUGAAGAAGGUGAGGUUCGACAAUUUCGAGCCAGAGAGUGUUAAGUUUAUGGCAAGAGAGAUUUUGAUACUUAGAAAACUCAACCAUCCCAACGUUAUCAAGCUGCAAGGUUUGAUUACUUCUAAACUAUCUUGCACUAUACAACUCGUGUUCGAGUAUAUGGAGCAUGAUCUCACUGGUCUUCUUGCUUCCCCUGACAUCAACUUCACUACGCCACAGAUUAAGUGUUAUAUGAAGCAGCUGUUUUCUGGGCUUGAUCAUUGCCAUUCUCGAGGUGUGAUGCAUCGGGACAUAAAGGGUUCGAACCUUUUGUUGAGUAAUGAAGGAGUACUAAAGGUAGCUGAUUUUGGGCUAGCCAACUUCAGCAACUCUUCUGGACACAAGAAGAAACCUCUUACCAGUCGAGUUGUCACUCUGUGGUACCGUCCACCUGAACUUUUGCUUGGGGCAACGGACUAUGGAGCAGCUGUUGAUUUGUGGAGUGUAGGUUGCGUUUUCGCUGAAUUGCUUCUUGGGAAACCUAUUCUCCGGGGAAGAACUGAGGUUGAACAGCUGCACAAGAUAUUUAAACUGUGUGGAUCUCCACCAGCAGAUUACUGGAAAAAAUCAAAACUUCCUCAUGCAAUGCUUUUCAAGCCACAGCAAAACUAUGACAGCUGUCUCGGGGAAACCUUGAAAGAUUUGUCGGAGAUUGAAAUCAAUCUGAUAGAAACUCUUCUUUCUAUUGAUCCACUAAAACGCGGUACUGCCUCCAGUGCCCUUGUUUCUGAGUAUUUUACUACAGAGCCUUUUGCUUGUGAUCCCUCAAGCUUGCCAAUGUAUCCGCCUUGCAAGGAGAUAGAUACAAAGCAUCGGACAGAAGCAGCAAGGAAAAAAAUUAGCGGGAAUGGAAGACGUGGUGUAGAAGCGAGGAAGCCAUCACGGAAGGCCCUUUCAUUCAAUAAAUUGGCACCAUCUGAGGUUACUUUCUACUUAUUCUCUUUGUCUACCUGUUAUCAAGUAUGUUCGUCGUGCAAGAAACUCAAAUGUGCUCUCUUUCUAUGUGUGUUGCAGGAAAGAAUUGGUCAUUUAGUUCCUAUUUCGAUGGAAAGUGAUGCCAAGUUCUGUGGGAAGCUGCAAACGGGCCGGUUAGAUCACAAGAAAGACGAAGCUUCCCAUGUGAAACAUGCAUCCCAAGGUGAUGUACCUUUCUCAGGGCCCUUACAAGUUUCUAAAUCAAGCAGUUUUGCUUGGGCGAAACGAGAAAAAGAUGAAGCAUGUGUUAGGGUACAUAAUCCUUCUCUUUCAAGAGGUCACGUUCCUUAUGCUUCUGGACAUUCUCCCGUCGAGCCUAAGAGAAAUGAGGGUAGAAAUGAUGAUGACAAACGUAGUGAGGACAAGACAGAUCCUCGAGGCCAGGACUCGUAUGAGAUGGUGAAGCGUUCUAUGCUGAAGCAAUGGAGACAACUUGAACGUCUAGAUUCUUUUGGUGCAUCUGACGAGUAUCACUCGCAAGAAAUGUCAUUGGGACAGAGAGAUAAACUGACGACAAAGAUGGGUAAAAAUUUGGGUGAUGAUGGGGACAAGAUCGAAUUCUCGGGCCCUUUGCUGUCCCAAUCUAAUGGAGUUGAUGAACUAGUGGAAUGGCACGAGCGCCGCAUUUGCAAGCUAGUUCGUAAACCGUGGUUCCAGAAAGGUAAAAAACAGGGGAGUUGAAAUGAAUGUUGGAGAAAACGAGCUCCAAGAAAAAUAAUUAUCAAGCAAAUAUGAAAAGGCCUUCUGUUGUUGUUAACUGUUUUUCAUUUAGUUUUUAAGGUAUAAGUUUGAGAUCCUAUUCAAUUGUAUGAUUCAAAGGCAUUGGAUGUAUAGAGAGCUCAGAUCAUAGAUUAUACCAUAAGCACUAUCUAUAAUCCAGAUGAGAAAAUUUCAUCUGAAAUAAAAUUCAAUUGUACUCACCCUUACAUUUAACUUCUUGUAAGAAAAUGAAACAGAAGGUUACAUUU